UUGAAGUAUAAAAGGACCUCUUCAUUCCCCCACCACGACCCUAUCCUAAGCUCGCUGUGUCAAUCGUCGCUGGCGACAUUCACAAUGUCGAAUAAGAUAGUGCCUGGCAUCUACCGCGCGGUCAUAGACGAAGUCAUUUCCGCCAUUAAGCCCGAAUUCGACGAGUACGGCGUCAGCGAAGAAGUUCUUGCAGAGUUGCAACAUAAAUGGGAAAGCAAAGUCAUUGCAUCGCAUGUUGCAGAGUUUGAGCCACAGCCGCCUCCGCCUCCACAGCACCAUCAUAUGUACCCUCCGCAUCCUAUGAUGGUUCCCCAUCACCCGCACUAUCCUCCUCCGCACGCAUAUGCUCCACCGCCACCUCCUGUCGCGCAACCCCAAGGUCCACAAGUCAAGACGGAACCCGUGGAUAAUCGUUACGUCCUAAGUGCUCCUCCCCCGGGCAUGCCAUACGCUCUACCGCCGCUCCCUGGGCCUCAAUUGAACGGUCUCAAAACACCGGGCUUUCCUGGAGGACAGCAAGGCGUACUGUCGUUCCCUCCUCACCCAGGGCACUUACAACGUCCACCUACCAUGUCUAGGCCAUACGCGCCCCCAGUUCCGCAGCCACCUUCCAAAGCUCCUCAACAUUCUCCUCAGCCGCCAAGCGCUCCCGCCGCCGCCAGUCCCCCUGCACCUCAAGCAAGAGCACCGGGGCAGAGGAUCCCUCAGGUUGAUGGACCUUCGUCGUCUGAAUCAGACUCACCUUCUCCUCCGCCUAGUCAGCCAUUUGCGCCUCGUGCAUCUCACCCUUCGCUUCCCCAACCAUCGCAGGUAUCAUCGACGACGCACACAGAGGAUGCCGAGGCAAUCAACAGCGACCUCGACGACUCAGACACUGAGGGCGAAGAAGAUGCUGAAGAGGGUGGACAAGGCGAGACUGAUAUUGUGUUCUGCACAUACGAUAAGGUCGGCCGUGUCAAAAACAAAUGGAAAUGCCUUCUCAAGGACGGUAUGAUCCAUAUCAAUGGGAAGGACUAUCUAUUUGCCAAAUGCACGGGCGAAUUCGAGUGGUAGUCACGGCGCUAGCUUUACUACUAGGCACCUGUCAAAUCUCGUUCGUCAUUGCUCUGCUCAGCAGCUAUCUUGGACAUAAGCUUCGUCCUCAUGUCAUUUAAUCCCAGUGUAUUCUACCAGGCAUCGUAAAUUUUAUCAUUUUAACCAAA
Messenger RNA from Suillus fuscotomentosus, 1202 nucleotides. RefSeq names its product transcription factor IIA alpha beta subunit. Gene Ontology annotation, biological process: transcription by RNA polymerase II; transcription initiation at RNA polymerase II promoter. Lineage: Eukaryota; Fungi; Basidiomycota; Agaricomycetes; Boletales; Suillaceae. The transcript is spliced from 5 exons. Gene Ontology annotation, cellular component: transcription factor TFIIA complex. Bases 85 to 1053 code for a protein of 322 amino acids. The record is from RefSeq and is a predicted model, not a curated record.